Messenger RNA from Esox lucius (northern pike), 2752 nucleotides. RefSeq names its product B-cell receptor CD22. The coding region runs from base 632 to 2545 and encodes 637 amino acids. NCBI's taxonomy places the organism in Eukaryota, Metazoa, Chordata, Actinopteri, Esociformes, Esocidae. The record is from RefSeq and is a predicted model, not a curated record. The transcript is spliced from 13 exons.
AGCAUGAGCUAAACAUUUUAAGAAAACCAUCUGUGAGAAUACUUUAGGAAACAUUCACAAACGUUCCCAGAAAGUUCAAAAUUGUAAUCUUCCGAGAACAUUCCCUGGACGUUCCCAAACGUUCAGAAAUGACAUCGUUAAGGGAACGUUCCCACAACCCAAAAAUGUUUGCUAUUCGGGCAACGUUUCGGCAUCAACGUGCUUUCUUCAAGGUUUUUACGUUGGUGAAAUGGAUUGCACUGUCACAUGUUACUGCGCGGAUCACUGCAUUGUCUAAAACACCAGCUUUUGAGUUCACGUUAGUCGCAUCAAUCAGGGAUAUGAGGUGGACUAGUAUAAGUUUCACCUCAAAUAUAGGAGCAAAGUUUGGUUGUUGGAUAUAGAGGUGUUCAGGAGCACGACUCCACAAUAUGAUCACGUAGCUAUAGGUGAUGGAAAAAAACUCAAGCCCGUCCAUAUCAUUCGAACUAGGCUCAGACUCCGAGUCUCCUGUCUGAACAUGCGUUCUCUUCAAUAAAAGACACAAUUACCCUUCUUGCUGACGGACGUCCCAAUCCUGUUGUGAAAGAGGCUGACAAGAACACUUUGCAAGUCUUUGGUUGGAUUUUACAUUGUAGGACUCUGCUGAGACAUGCUGGCAGUUGCGUUUGCAUUGAGCGUUAUCCUCACCGCUUUACCAGGCUCUGUGGGUAGUAAGUGGACUGUUUCCUUCACCCGGAAAGAGAUUUGUGUCUGGGCUGGGACCACUGUCACACUCCCUUGUUGGUUUGACUACCCAUCCGGACUCACUGUCAAGAGGGUGAUGUGGUUUAGGGUCUCUGGCAGGAGGGAGUUUGCCCACCACUCAGACUCAAGCUUAAUUAGCCUGUCCUAUAGAGAGAGGACCAAGUAUACAGGCAGUCAUAAGAGCUGUGGGAUCCAGAUUGCCAAUGUGAAGCUCAGCGAUGCUGGACAGUACUACUUCAGAUUCGAGACCAACCACCCUCAGGGACGAUGGACCUCACCGGACACUGUCUCACUCUCUGUCACAGAGCUCCAAGUGCAGGUCCAGCCAGCGAGGACAGCCAACCUGUUUGGCCCAGGAGAGACGGUGUAUCUGGGCUGUAUGGCCAGAGGCUGUGCUGCAGCAGGAAGGAGCCUGGCCCUCUAUAGGAACGGCAUCAACCUAGGGUCACCAGAGAAGUGGCUAAUAAUCUACAACUUUGACAGCUCACAUUCUGGUUCCUACUAUUGUCGUCCAAUUCCUCCGCAGAAUGUCCAGUCUCCACCACAAACCGUGGCUCUGGGACAUGCACCCCAUUCCACAGCGAUUGAGGUCAGUCCGACAGGUGCGGUCACAGAGGGGGGCUCCAUAACUCUUACUUGCAGUAGCAGCGGGGCUCCAGCAGUAGAGAGCUAUGCCUGGUUUAAGGACAAGGAAAGUGGCAGCAUCCCGGACAAUUUCAGACCCGUUCUCCACCUGAAGAAAGUGUCUCACAUGGAUCAGGGAGAGUACUUCUGUGUAGCGCGCAACCCACUGGGCACAGAGAGGUCCAAACCUGUCUUGCUUAAUAUCACAUAUUCUCCAAAGAACACCAGAGUAUUGAUCAGCCCAACAGGAGACAUCAAGGAGGGGGACUAUGUCAACCUGACCUGUAGCAGCAAGGCCAACCCCCCAGUGGACCGGUAUGCCUGGUACAAGAACAUUGGUGAUCAAACCUGGGCCAAAGGGUCAAGUCAGAACCUCUCUUUCCCCAGUGUCCACCCACAGAAUGGAGGACAGUACUUCUGCACAGCCUGGAACCAACACGGACAUGAGAGCACCCCUGCAGUCACCUUGGCAGUUCUCUAUGCCCCUAAGAACACGUCAGUUUUGGCGCAGCCUUCGAGUGUGAUUGACGCUGGUCGUCCUCUGACUCUUACCUGCAACAGCCAAGCCAACCCAGCGGUGGAUAACUACACGUGGUUCAGGAUCAAUGCGGCUGACUCCUGGGUAACACGAUCAGGCCCCAGCUACACCUUUGCUGAGGUCAGCUCCGGGGAGAGCGGCCAGUACUACUGUGAGGCGCGCAACCGAAUCGGCGCCAACAGCUCACCUGUCCUUACUGUCAAGGUCAGAGGUAGACUGAAGGUCAUCGCUCUGGCCUCAGCAGUGGGUGUGUCGGCUGGACUCAUCACUCUCACUGUGGCCAUCAUGAUCAGCAAAAACAUGCACAGAGUAGACAUGGAAUAUCCUGAGAAAAACGAAAAGAGGCAGUCAGUGACAGCUGAUACAUUGUUCUAUGAGUCAGUCCAGCAGACCUUUCAGCUGAGGACUGGGAAGAUGUCUGACAUUCCGGAGGAGCCAGAAGAUGUGUAUGAGAGUGCUCAUCCCUCCAUUGUACCCCUGAAGGAGGCUUCACCCUGCACAGAUGUAGACAGCACCCUCAACUACAUCACUGUGCAUUACUCCAGAAUACCCAGCCUGGACCAGAUUCAAGUUUCAAACAUACCACUCGAUGGCGAGAAGGAGUCAAAGGAGGCUGCCAGUGUUGUUUACACUGUCCUGGCCAGGCCACACCAUUAGUGUUGCAGUUAAGAACAUGUUCCAUGUCAUCACCAGAAGCAUCAUUUCCAUCUACUCCUGACGUGUGUAGGGUCUCAGUUUCUAAAGAGGAAAUCCAAUUCAUUUUUUUUCUAAUAUACUACAAAUCCUAAUUUGCUGUGAAUAGUUCAAGUACUGGGAGUUCAUGUUAGUUUAUUCAAAUUCCAAGUUACAUUAUAUAAAAUGUAU